This is a messenger RNA of Mugil cephalus (flathead mullet), 4191 nucleotides long. RefSeq names its product base methyltransferase of 25S rRNA 2 homolog (gene samtor). Lineage: Eukaryota; Metazoa; Chordata; Actinopteri; Mugiliformes; Mugilidae. Gene Ontology annotation, biological process: negative regulation of TORC1 signaling. The record is from RefSeq and is a predicted model, not a curated record. The transcript has 5 exons. The coding region runs from base 1030 to 2154 and encodes 374 amino acids.
UUAACGUUAAAUCCAAAAGUUUGCAUCAGAAAUGAAAACGGUAAACAAUAAAGUGUUGUGCUCGCGUUACUCCUUCUAGCUGGCGCUCCAGUUUUGAGGCAGGUUAGAUGUUAAUGGUGGCAGAAUUAAAUCGACCCUCAGCAUGCAAGGCCUUUAAAACUCCUUAACAUCACACACACUUCCAAUAAUAUUAGCUCUGUUUUGACAGUUUUCAGAAGUAUCUCCGGUUUAUCUCUAUAUUCUAUCUCUAUUUAAAACCCCAACAAACCGGAACUUAAUAGGUUACUAAUGCGAGACACUGAAAGAACAUAUCUGUUGACAAUGAGUUACUUUAUAUUGCCUCUCUGUUGCCAAGAAAAGAUAAGUCUGUGGACUGAACAAACACUGGUUGCAACUUUUACAACCAAAUUAUUUUUUUCUUCUUGGCAUUGCUGUUAUUCAGAACCCCAACACCAUCAGUUGAUAACCCCACAGAUCCUCUUGUGCAGACAAUAAUCUGACUCUUUAAAGAAAUUAUUAUUUAUGAAUGGAUCGGGAUACGAUUAUAUAUUACACUGCAGGAAAGAGUAUUCUAUUUAAUCUUGUGGGAGUCAAGGUAGGGAUCAAAACAAUAUGUACAAAAACAGGCACAAAGAUGGCACAACAUGUGAGUGAUCUGCUGCUGUAGGUGGACAAUAGAGCAUCUAUUAUAACAUAAUAGAUGACUGUAAUAAAAUAGAUCAGAUAAAUGAUUCAAGAAUCCAAAGCAUUGCUUACAUAAUGCAGUCUUGUUAGUGAACAGUUUGCGCAUGUUUAUAGCCGGCUAAUUAUAUUUUGAGACAAUAGUUUUUGAGUAAGGCAUACGGACCACUUCCUAAAACAGGCAGGUCAGUUAAAUUAAGAUCCAAACUAGCACUUUCACUCCUCCUUGGGGAGAAUUUGGGUUUGCCUUUACAAUUUGGGGAAGUACAAAAAAUAACUACUUUAUAGGGCAGAUUAUAUCUAAAAAUAGAAUUAGAAAAGAAGUGGAAAACAUUUAUUUGUCCCGCAAUGCAGAAAUCGCAGUGUCUAGAAUAUAGAAUAGGCCGCGAUGACAACCUGUUUGAAGUUCACCUGGGAUGUUGCCGUCGGACAACCUGCCUGCAAGGAUUUGCAAUGGGCGACUUUGACAAGAUUUGGCGUGAGCACUGUGAGGAUGAGCAGACGCUGAGUGAGUACGCCCUCGCCAUGAAGAAUCUCGCUGACAACCACUGGACCAAAAACUGCGAGGGAGAGGGCCGCAUCGAAUGGUGUCGCAGUGUCUGUCAAGAGUAUUUUUUGGAUGGCGGAAUGAAAAGAAUGUUGGAAAAGGAUGAGAAGAGUGCCACACUCGCCAUGGGUCUGACUGCAACUUCUGUAAGUGCCCAACCGUACAGCACCAUCCCCAGUUCAAUCUCUCACCUGGGGAAAAUGCGCCUUCUGGAUGUGGGGAGCUGCUUCAACCCGUUCUUGAAGUUUGAUGAAUUCCUUACAGUUGGAAUUGACAUAGUGCCUGCAGUGGAGAGCGUGUACAAGUGUGACUUCCUCAACCUUCAGCUCCAGCAGCCUCUCCAGUUGGCAGGUGACGCGGUAGAGGCCUUUCUUCGCCAGCUCCACAACCCCAUCGACGCUCUGCCGGCUCAGCUUUUCCACGUGGUGGUCUUCUCCCUGCUCCUCUCCUACUUCCCCUCACCGUACCAGCGCUGGAUCUGCUGCAAGAAAGCCCACGAGCUGCUGGAGCUGCACGGCCUGCUGCUCAUCAUCACGCCCGACUCCUCCCACCAAAACCGCCACGCCCUGAUGAUGCGCAGCUGGCGCGUCGCCGUGGAGUCGCUGGGCUUCAAGCGCUACAAAUACGUCAAGUAUUCCCACAUGCAUCUCAUCGCCUUCCGCAAGGUGUCCCUGGCCACCACCAGCGACCUGGUGUCACGCAACUACCCCGAGAUGCUCUACAUCCCUCAGGACUUUAACUCCAACGAGGAGGAGGACUGCGCCGACAUACCGGUGCAGGUUCGCUCCGAGUACGAGGAUGACCAGGUGGCUUGGGGUUUCAUGGAGCUGCCGGACACGCCCUACGAUUCAGAUUCCGGGGAGAGCCAGAGUAGCUCCGUGCCUGGCUUUCAUGAGCUAGACGAUCCCAUCCUGCUUCAGAGCUAGGCUAAACCAGCAACCCCACCGCCCCUGGCCCCCCCCCCCUCCUCCUCGUACCUUUUGUCUACCUAACUCUCAUCUCCCUUUCGACUGCUGCGCUGCCAAAUUUAACCUGCUGCAUUCUUCUCCCACUUCUCCUCCCGCUCCUCGAAACAAUGCAGUUUGCACAGUGUGAAAGAGAGAAGUUUACAUAUUAUUUUCACAUAUCCUCUUCCGAGAGUGCAUACACACACACACACACACACGCACACACACAUGCACAUACACACACACUAAGAUGGAUAUAUUUUGAUAAAUAGCUAGGUUUUUUAAGAGUUGGAAACUGAAUGACCUUAAGGUGUCUAAUCUCCACGCUCCUUUAUUUCCACCCCAUCUUUUGAUCAGCUCUCAAUAACAAAAGUCAGCUUGUCUACAUUCUGUACUCAGUAUUUGAAUAAGCUAGUGUCGCAGGCUGCUUAGUACAAAAGCCAAAAACAGCAACCCAAGCAGUCUGACAGGAGUUUGAUUGCACUGGAGAGACUGAGAUGGGAUGAGUGGACUGGUACGCUUGCUUCUGUCACAGUCAUGCAGCUAGAGUUUCAGAAAAUUCUUGAUGUGCAUUUAGUUUUCCAAGACAAAAAAAAAAAAAAAGUUCAUUGUUUUCAAAUAUAUAUAUUCUUAGUCAGAUUUCGGUGUUGUCCAGUGUAGUGCGGCAAUGCCAUUUUAACUCGGCAUCCCCCGAACGACUUGUGUAUCUUUUACGAGAAAGUGGUAUUUGUAGCAUUUUAAAGACUUUCUGAACCAUACAGUAGGAGUAUUACUAGGUUUACUAAUGUGAAAAUGUAACUGUUUACUUUUUGUGUAACAAGGUACAAGUGCAAAACAGGUAUUGCUAUUCUAUCCCCUCCUCUCAUUGUCCUCACAAACAUUAAUUCAGAAUCCUGUUAGGUACCGAUGUGUUUUUUUGCUCUUGAGCAGAGAAAUAGUACAACACUGCAAGUCAGUGACACAAUAAAUGGACUUUCCAGCACCAGUAUCCUUUGACACAAUUUUGUAACUUUGAUGUGAGAAUACAUUCAGUACUCCAAAAAUAUCCUGAUCUGAGCUCCUCCUAGUCAGAAGAUUCACCUUGACAGAAGAGAUUUGCACUAAUGUAUGGUUUUGUGAAAUGGAACCUCUGGAACAGGUGAAAUCAGGACCAGAUCCUGAUCUGGUGAUACUUUAUGCUAAUGGGGGAGGUUUUAGCUAAAGACACUACCGGGUAAAAUGUUAGUGUGUGUUUCCGCCAGUCCCUGAACAGGCUAAACGUGCGGAUGUGGUUGUCGGUGUGAAUGAAAGAGUGUGUUUUUUUUUUUUGUUUUCUUUUUGUCAGUGGCACUUUAUCGUUGAUCCCAAAGGGUGUCACAAAACUACGUUCCCAUAAUGAUAGUUUUACAACCAAUGUGACAGCGCCCAUACAAUAAUAGUAGAUAGUUUAAGGUGCCUUCUUUGUACAUAUUUGUGUUGCAAAUUGAAUCUCAAGCCCCUGGAGACAGUUCAUUUCAUAACAUUUUAAAAGCCCGGUGUGUAAGAUUUACGUCUCAGUUGCACCUUUGAGUCCAUUUGCACACAAUGGCUACAUGGGUUGUCCUACACACUUAGAAAAUAAGGGGAAUUAAGUUGUUCAGAUUGGCAGACCUCACCAUUAUAUCCCACUAAAUCCUACACACCGGCCCUUUUAAUUAAAAGUUAGAAAGCUUCUUUAGCCAAGCAGUAUGCACAAACUGUUCACUUCUCCUUUGUCAUAAUAAUGGAACAAGAAACAUGUCCAUAGAUGGUGUAAUACAGUGUGUUGUUCCCAUUUCCAUAUCAUUUUCAAUACACAUCUCUUGGCUGAUAUUUCCCGUUUCAACAAAAUGAAAAGUUUCACAGUACCACACACAAUCUGACUUUGAAGAAGCGUGUUUUGUGAUUUGUCUUCCAGUGUUUCUUUGCAUGAGGUGGUUCAUCUUCAUUUUCAUCAAUGCAGAACAAUGUGUGCUUAUAGUAUGGUUGUAUUUCUCUUUUAUAAAUGAAUGUACAUGA